Molecule: messenger RNA, 1275 nt
Organism: Teleopsis dalmanni
Lineage: Eukaryota; Metazoa; Arthropoda; Insecta; Diptera; Diopsidae
Gene: CAH7
Product: carbonic anhydrase 2
Exons: 5
Coding region: 249-1148 (299 amino acids)
Cellular component (GO): cytoplasm
Molecular function (GO): carbonate dehydratase activity; zinc ion binding
Source: RefSeq, a predicted model, not a curated record
ACCGUAGCAGUUUGUUUUGAAUAAAAACAAAAGUGCUCAUCCGCUAUAGUCUUGUGUGCCGUCACAUGAAUAUCCUUUUCCGGAAACGGUUACGUUGCGUUGCAUCCGUUUUGAUGUGAAUUUUUAAAAUUUUGAACGAAUUUAAUUCGAUACAUUUGGCUUGUUUUAAAACCAAUUUAAUCCUUUUAACCUUUAUAAUUUAACCUUAUAAUUAUAAUUAAUAAGUUUCUUAAAAAAAACCAACAAAAAUGAAUUUAAAAGUUCUUCUAUACACAGUGUUCAUAACAAUUGGCAUAACAACAGCUUCACAUUGGGGAUACCCUGAUCUUGAUGCAGAUGAAGCAUUUCCAAUGUGGGGAGGGCUUUGUGACACAGGCACACAUCAAAGUCCAAUAGAUCUUAGUCAAAAAGGAGCACUUAAGGCUGAAUAUGAUGACCUCGACUUUCAUAAUUACAAUAGAGCACAUACUGGAGUCUCUGUGGUGAACAACGGACAUUCAAUUCAACUAUCAAAAUUCCAAUACCCUAUGAAACUCGAACGUGGGCCACUACUAGAAGGAUAUGAAGUAGAACAAAUACACUUGCAUUGGUGGUCAGAACACACCAUUGACAAUGUUCGUUAUCCCAUGGAAGCGCAUAUAGUGCAUCGUAACAAACGUUAUCCCAAUAUGACAAUGGCCGCUAACUUUAAGGAUGGUCUAGCUGUUAUUGGAGUUUUGUAUCAUGUCUCAAAUCAGGAAAAUGAAGCAAUUGAUACGGUUUUGGAAUACUUGGAUGAAGUGAAGAGUUAUAAAAAUAUGAAUCAAGAAGUUCAUAUGAAGCGGCCGUUUGUGGUACGUGAUCUGUUUCCAACCGUAGCAGGCUAUUUAACUUACGCUGGUUCAUUGACAACUCCAAGUUGUGCAGAGUCUGUAACUUGGAUUGUAUUACUUGAAACUUUUCCAGUUACAAUGGAACAAGUGGAAAAAUUCAAGCAAACUGAAUGUGAUGGUGGCAGGAAACUAAAGAAUAAUUAUCGCAUUAUUCAGAAGAGCAACAACCGUCCGGUGUUACUAGUUUUGAAUAAUAGAACGGGUGCUGCUGCACCUGUAGGAGUUUCCAUUGGGUUAGUAGUGCUAGCUGCAUUGUUAGCUAGAUUCCUGAAUUAAUAAAUGUAAUGUAAUUAAUGUGUGUAACUAAAAUUGACAUAUUUUUACUUGAUACCAAAGAUCGUUAUUUUGGGCUAUUAAAAUUCAGCAAGUUUUAAUAACAAUUUUUUAUGUAUUCAGAAAAUAA